Coniophora puteana RWD-64-598 SS2 is the source of this 1543-nucleotide messenger RNA. RefSeq names its product cytochrome P450. Bases 14 to 1495 code for a protein of 493 amino acids. NCBI's taxonomy places the organism in Eukaryota, Fungi, Basidiomycota, Agaricomycetes, Boletales, Coniophoraceae. Gene Ontology annotation, molecular function: oxidoreductase activity, acting on paired donors, with incorporation or reduction of molecular oxygen; iron ion binding; monooxygenase activity. The transcript has 12 exons. The record is from RefSeq and is a predicted model, not a curated record.
CUUCUUCCUUACAAUGUCCCUCGUUUACUCUACUGGCGCCUUGAUGCUUGCAGCAGCGGCAGUCUGGAAGGCAACGGAGACUCGCCGAGAACGUGACGGUAAAACGUUUCCACCCGGUCCAUCGUCUCUGCCUCUCCUCGGUGUCGCCCACAAACUAGACGUGUCUACACCGUGGACAACGUUCACCGAGUGGAAGGUCGAGUAUGGCGAUAUUAUCUACUUUAGGCAGUUCGGCCAAGACGUCGUCGUGCUGAACUCCGAAGACGCCGUCAAAGACUUGAUGGAGAGAAGGUCGAGCAAUUACUCGGACAGGAUGUACAUGUCAACCAGAGAACCCUACGGUAUGGACUUCGACAACAUCUUUCACCGCCACGACGAAACGUGGCGAGCCCACAGACGCGUCGCCCACCAGGGUCUUCGCGAGCGCCACGUGGAUAUCUAUCAGCCAACGCAGCUUCGCUUUACUGAGGCACUUAUCAAGAGCUUAGAAAGCUCACCCGAACGCUACAAUAGCCACUUCCAGAGGUUUGCUGCCUCUGUUGUUCUUUCAGCUAUAUAUGACCACGACGUGAUUGAUGAGAACGAUCCAAUUCUCAAGUCAGUGGUCGAGACAAUAGACAUUUUGGUACUAUUGCAGAUGCCUGUGAACGCCAUCCUCUUCAACGUUUUCCCGUUUCUGAAGUAUACUCCUACUUGGCUCCCAGGUGGCUGGCGUAACGUCACUGAAGCCCGAGUGAAGAUAGAACGAACCGUAAACCUGCCAUUUGAGUAUCUAGAAAAGAAGAUGGCAGCAGGCAGCGCGGGGAACUCGAUUGCCUUGGAGGCAAUGGAAAGAUUCAGAGACACUAACAAGGUUGACAACUUCGAGAAAGUCGUCAAGGAUGCCUGUUGUAGCCUUUACGGAGCUGCAUCAGAGACGACAUCUUCUACGCUCAUGGUCUUCCUCCUUGCCAUGGUACAGAAUCCUGACGUUCAGAAACGCGCGCAGGAGGAGAUAGACAGCAUUCUAGGGUCCGGCCGUCUGCCACAGUUUUCUGACCGGCAAUCUCUUCCCUACAUCGAGGCGGUCUGCCGAGAAACGUUGAGAUGGCGUCCCGUGGCUCCGUUGGGUAUCCCUCACUCGGCAACCAACGACGAUGUCUACAAAGGCUGGUAUAUCCCGAAAGAUACGGUGGUGAUAGCAAAUGUUUGGGCAAUCUCACAGAACCCCGAGAAAUACCCCUCGCCUUCCUCUUUCAAACCUGAGAGGUUCCUCGACGGCACAGGCGGGCUGACCAACGAUGUGCCCACGUAUGCUUUCGGCUUUGGGCGGCGCAUUUGUCCCGGACGCCACUUCGCUACCAACUCGUUGUGGAUUGCAGUUGCUCGACUUUUGGCUGGUUUCACGUUCGAAUCUGAGUAUGUGCAAGCGGGCGGGACAGUGAAGUGGCACAACGCUGUGACAUCCGUGCCGGAGCCCUUCCCUUGUCGGAUCAUACCUCGAAAGAGCCACUAGACUCAUACACGCAAGCUGUAUCCACAUACUUUGUUGAACCAACUAUCG